GGGGCGUUGCUGGGAGAGAGUUGUGUCCAUGGCGUCGUUAUCGGUCGAGGACGACUUGGCGGCUCAAACCACCGUAACAUGGUGUGGGAAGUGAAGACAAAUCAGAUGCCGAACGCGGUUCAGAAACUCCUGCUGGUAAUGGACAAAAGGGCUUCAGGAAUGAGUGACUCAUUGGAGUUGUUGCAGUGUAACGAGAACGUGCCAUCCUCACCUGGAUAUGCUUCUUGCGACGAGCACAUGGAGCUUGAUGACCUUCCCGAACUUCAGGCAGUUCAGAAUGAUUCUACCCAGUCUGCCGUCUUCCACCUUAGUACAGAUGUUUCUCAUCAAGAAUAUUCCAGGCCUCCUUGGAACCAGCGUACCUCAGAAAUGUCAGAAAACGCGUAUUCUAAUGACAACGGGGUGAAUUGGCUGACAGAACUGGCAAACAUAGCCACUAGUCCUCAAAGUCCUCUUAUGCAGUGCUCAUUUUAUAACAGAGAGAAGCGUCACGGCCCAGCGGAUAAGGCACUGGCCCGGGAGUUAGAGGUCGUGGGUUCUAAUCCCGGCUCCGCCGCUUGUCUGCUGUAUGACCUCGGAUCAUCUCCCGUGCACAUAAUAGCGACGAGCAAAAGUUUGCAUUCCUAUGCCCGCCCUCCACCUACAGUUGCCAAGAGUGAACCAGCCUUCUCCAGUCAUCCUUGGAAGGGGAAAGCAAAAAUCAGACAUGAAAGGGCAAAUAGCGAGUCAGAGUCUGGGAUCUUCUGCAUGUCCUCCCUCUCGGAUGACGACGACCUGGGAUGGUGCCACUCUUGGCCUUCCACCGUCUGGCACUGCUUUUUGAAAGGCACACGCCUAUGCUUUCACAAGGGGUACAAUGAGGAAUGGCGGGACGUCGAAGAGUUUGCCAGGUCGGAAGGCUGCGACAGUGAGGAAGAUCUCCCCAUGGGUACUCAAAAGGGUUAUGGAUCUGAUGGGCUAAAGCUGCUAUCCCAUAAAGAAAGCGUGUCCUUCGGCGAGUCCGUUCUGAAGUUGACCUUUGAUCCGGGUACAGUAGAAGACGGUUUACUCAGCGUUGAGUGUAAACUGGACCAUCCUUUCUAUGUUAAAAAUAAAGGUUGGUCGUCGUUUUAUCCCAGCCUGACCGUGGUUCGGCAUGGCAUCCCGUGCUGUGAAGUUCACGUCGGCGAUGUAUGUCUACCUCCUGGACACCCUGAUGCCAUUAAUUUUGAUGAUUCAGGUGUUUUUGAUACAUUUAAAAGUUACGACUUCACGCCCAUGGAUUUCUCCGCCGUCUACGUGCUGAGCAGCAUGGCCCGCCAGCGCCGGGCCUCUCUCUCCGGCGGAGGCCCCCGGAGCCAAGGCUUCGAGCGAGCGGGCUGCGGCAGGAGCUGGGUCUCCGGCGGACCGCCGGAUUCUUUGUUCAGCAGGGCGCUCAAAAGCCACGGCUCGGGGCCGGCCCGCCCGGGGAGCGCCGCUUCGCCCAACAAAUGUAAAAGACCAAUGAAUGCCUUCAUGCUGUUUGCCAAAAAGUACCGCGUUGAAUACACUCAGAUGUAUCCAGGGAAAGAUAACAGAGCCAUAAGUGUGAUUCUUGGGGACACGUGGAAGAAGAUGAAUAACGACGAGAGGAGGAUAUACACACUAGAAGCCAAGGCCUUGGCUGAAGAACAAAAGCGUCUAAAUCCCGACUGUUGGAAACGGAAACGAACCAAUUCGGGUUCGCAGCAACAUUAAACCCGGAGUUUCACCGCUCCUCAGUAUCUACAAAACUGUUGACACUUGACGGAAAGAAACCGGACGGCAGGCUUAAGAAGAAGCGGGGGGCCCACCCCCCCCCGCGGUGGACGCGUGCCCGGCCGAUACCGACAGCCUCGAGUCUCGAGACGGCCCGAGGGAGGACCCGCUUUCUGCGAUAGAGCGUUAAGUAAGCUGAACCUGUCGUCGCCGUAAACCAAAUUGCCUUAUUUUUCUGCAGAACUUCAUAUACGUCUAUCAGGUAUUAUAGGCUUGAAAAAUCGAUAACCUGUGGUGCUACGGAGUACGGUUAGAAGGAGGAGGAGAAGUGUAUAAAAUGUUUUAUUAUGUACAAAAAAGUUGGGGGGGGGGUUUAGAAAAACACGUAACUGCUGUUUAUACAUUGGAUCCUUUCUGCUUAUUAAUCUGUCUAGCACCGACCACGCCCAGAUGGUGAGAUGGGCACCUCUUGGGGUCUUCGGGGGGAUCCGGGCCCCGGGAGUCCUUGACCUUUGCUCCCCCGGACCCCCCCAUCUUCCCGGUUCACCCCGGCCUCCUGAGGGCGGCCCCAGAAUUUUGCACUUAUCGGCCGUGCAACAUUUGCACUUUACUUUUUCCUCCGACCGUCUGGUUAGAAUAGGGUAGAAUCCAUUAGCAGUAGAGCCGCUUUUACAAUUUUCGUGUCACUUACCUGAGUUGUGGGG
Messenger RNA from Tachyglossus aculeatus (Australian echidna), 2420 nucleotides. RefSeq names its product HMG-box transcription factor 1 (gene HBP1). The transcript is spliced from 12 exons. Gene Ontology annotation, biological process: regulation of transcription by RNA polymerase II. Bases 79 to 1716 code for a protein of 545 amino acids. Gene Ontology annotation, molecular function: protein binding; RNA polymerase II cis-regulatory region sequence-specific DNA binding; DNA-binding transcription factor activity, RNA polymerase II-specific. Lineage: Eukaryota; Metazoa; Chordata; Mammalia; Monotremata; Tachyglossidae. Gene Ontology annotation, cellular component: nucleus. The record is from RefSeq and is a predicted model, not a curated record.